UUCAGCCGGUGCAAUUGCGUUUACCAAAAGACGCGCUUUUUACAAAAUUUAUAUUUGACGUUUGUGAACUCGCGAGCGGUGUUUUGACUUGUUCCGUCAUUGCGUAUUUCCCUUUUCCGAUUGAACACCCAGAAAAUCAAAAGUUAAGUGAGCGGAAAACAAAUAUAAUGAGAAAGUUAAGUGCCAAGAAAAAAGUGAAGAAGGCUAGAGGCAAGGAUGAGGAUGCGGCCGCUACGCCGGACUCCAACGUAGAUUUGGAGGUAAACGAAAAUGGCGGAAAAAACGAUGAAAGCUCCGACGACGAAAGUGACAACAGCAAAACAGUCAAGCGCAAAAGUAGAAAGAACGCCGGCGAGAAAAAAUCCAACGACACAGAACCAGAAGACGAAGCGGCCGAGGAGGAGAAGAAAGCUGAUGAUGCUGAUGAAGGCGAGGACGAGGAAGGUGACGAGGAGUAUGAGGUUCAGGACAUCGUGGAUGAAAAACAGGAAAAAGGUGUGACGUAUUACCUAAUCCGGUGGAAGGGAUACGGUCCAGAGGGUGACACCUGGGAACCAGAGGACACAUUGAAUUGUGACGAUAUUGUCGCGCGGUUCAAAAAGAAGAAGAAGACAAAAGGAUCAUCCGCGUCAGGCAAAUCGAAGAAGAGCACUCCUACUGGUCAGGGAGCAAGGAAGCGUAAGGCUGAAGAGGAAGUAGAUGACGAGCCAAGCGAUCCCGAGAAGGAGUGGGAGGUGGAGCGCAUCGUGGAUGUAGGUUACGAAAAGGGUGUCCGACUUUUCCGAGUUCGCUGGAAAGGCUACCGGCCCAAAUUUGACACAUGGGAGCCAGAGGAACAUCUCAAUUGCCGAGAUUUGGUUGAGAAAUUUAUGGAGAAGAUGGAAGACUCGAAAAAACUGGGCCAGAAAGAACUGCGCGAGAAACCCAAAAGGACACAGCGUUUCGGUGGAGACUCCUACCGCCGCGGCUCCAAGCGGAAUGCAGGACGGAGCAGGACUGUUUACUACGAGGAAGACUAAUCUUUUCUUGGAUAUUUUGUUGUGAAGUAUUUUGGUUAUUUUGUAUUCCGAUAUUUUUAAGCAAGUAAAGAACUCGGUUUUAAGUUUGUUUAAUGGCGCGGCCUGGAAUUGUAGAAAAUAUAUAACAGUGGAGCGUUCGAUGAAACAGGCGAGCUGAAAGAAACAAUCCUUAGUAAGAAAUAGAAGCAGAAUCUCCAUAAUUUGUUUGCAGUAUUUCUCUCCAGCGUAGCGUCGAUAGAUUAAGGAAAAUACAUACAUGCAGGAUAGAUGCAUCUGCACAAAAUCCACUUAUUGAAACUAAUAAUAGUUCAUAUAUAUAGAAAUAAAAAAUUUUAAAAAUUCUAA
This is a messenger RNA of Hermetia illucens (black soldier fly), 1364 nucleotides long. Its product is annotated as chromobox protein homolog 1. The transcript has 4 exons. NCBI's taxonomy places the organism in Eukaryota, Metazoa, Arthropoda, Insecta, Diptera, Stratiomyidae. Gene Ontology annotation, cellular component: pericentric heterochromatin. Gene Ontology annotation, molecular function: chromatin binding. Bases 168 to 1019 code for a protein of 283 amino acids. The record is from RefSeq and is a predicted model, not a curated record. Gene Ontology annotation, biological process: chromatin organization; negative regulation of transcription by RNA polymerase II.